AUGAGAUCAAUAAGCCUACAAUGGAACGUCUACUUACUACUAGUACUCACUAACAUCGUUGGAUUUGUGCUAUUUCUAUGUGGGUUCUUUCCUUCUAAAGUUGUUUUACCCGGUACCAAUACGUUUCUUCAACAAGAUUUAAACCACCAGUCGCCGUUCCUAGAUACCAAAAGCAAGCCACAAUUUGAAAAGUUGAUCUUAAUGGUGGUUGACGCAAUGCGUGCGGAUUUCUGUUUCAGCGAGGAGUCAAACUUCCAGUACUUGCAUCAACUCAUCAACGACGGACAUGCAAUUCCACUCACCACAUUUUCAAACCCGCCAACCGUAACCCUACCUAGACUCAAGGGGAUCACAACUGGGGGAACUCCCAGCUUUCUUGAUGCUAUAUUGAAUGUUGCCGACGAUUACGAUGAUUCUCAAGGAUUACAUGCCCAAGAUUCUUGGGUUCAUCAAUUUAAGCAACUCAACAAGAGCAUCCACUUUUUUGGUGAUGACACUUGGUUGAAAUUGUUUCCUACUGAAUUUGGUGAGUUUGAAGGGACAAAUUCGUUCUUUGUGAGUGAUUUCACUGAAGUUGACAAUAAUGUCACUCGUCAUUUGGAUCAUCAACUUCUGUCGAACCUGAACUGGGAUGCAUUGAUUUUGCAUUAUCUUGGAUUGGACCACAUUGGACAUAAGGGUGGUCCACAUUCAACGUUUAUGAAGCCAAAACAACAAGAAAUGGAUCUGAUUUUGAAAAGACUAUACAAACACACUCAACAGAAUCAAGAUACAUUGAUUGUGCUUAUGGGAGACCACGGAAUGAAUGAGGUGGGCAACCACGGUGGCUCUUCAGCUGGAGAAACAUCAGCUGCUAUGGCAUUUAUAUCUCCGAAAUUUAAGGUCUCAAAUGCUAAAGCUCCCCUUCCACUGUCAACGGAUUACUCAUAUUACGAUAAGAUUUUCCAAAUUGAUCUUGUUCCUACGUUAUCUAGUCUUUUCAGCUUUCCCAUUCCCAAGAACUCACUAGGUGUAAUAGCCAGAAGGAUUCUCAAUCUCUGGCCAGAGCACCAAAGGAGACAGAUUAUUCUUGAAAAUUGUUUCCAAGUGAUGAGUUUAUACGAGGCAAAAAAUGGACCAACUGGUAGUAUUUGGAAUACAUGGGAGGAUUUACAAAGAGGCGAGCGUCCAAUAGAUGACUACUACACAUUCCUAGAGGAAGUUCAACUGGAAUUGGCGUCAUCGGCAACCAACUAUAACUACACAUACAUUUACAUUGGAACAGGGCUAAUUUCUUUAGCAGCAUUGAUCACAAUUGCUGUUUUCAACUUGUAUUUUUUUUCAGUUAAACAGAUCGCCACAUACGUCAUUAUCUCAUUUGAAUUAUUUGUUGGCAUUUACUCAAUUCAUUUCCACGGUUCUUCAUUAAUUGAAGAAGAACAUCAAAUUUGGUACUUUGCCACCUCAAUAGCCAUACUUGCAUUUGGAACAUACUAUUUCAAAGUAUUUGAGUCAAGGUCCAAAUUCCAAUGGUUUUUGAUGUUACUUGUAUCUACAAGAGUACUAAAAGGUUGGAACAAUAGUGGACAAAAAUGGUUUUCUGAAGGAACUGCAGCAAAUUAUUUGUUCAACCACAAUCAGACCUUGCUUUGGGUACUUAUUACCUUAACGUACGCUGCACUUGGAGUUGCCAUCACCACGCAAGGGAAUCCAAACUGGUUCUUGAAUGCGUUGAAAACUAAAAAAGUUCCAAAUAUAUCGAUAGAUUCGGCAAUAGUCAACAUUUGCGUGAUUAUGGCAAUAUUUGUAUCGUUUCUGUUCAAGCUUGUGCUGUAUUACAUUGAUGGAAAUGUUCCUCCAGGUGUUUUCGAUCUACUCUUGUGGUUGGUUUUGGAGAACCACAAUGUCGAUUUGGCUACGUUGGAUAUCGAAGAUAUCGACGUCAAAUUUAAACUACAAAACAUAAGCAUUCAAUUGGCUAAAUACACUACCAUAUCAACAGUUGGGGCGAUUGUUUUAAUCUUGAUUAGUCGUCGUCUUCAAAAAAGAUAUAGUGGGACCAUCACCGACAUCUCCAAUAUAAUCACCUUGUACUUGAUCAAUCAAACUAGACAUGCAAACAUACCCGUAUACUUGGUGCUUUUCGUGGCCAAAUUUACACUCGCAAAGUUGAUACACCUGACAUCAACAAAUGUAAAAAAAUUCAUCAUUGAUAAUCACAUCAUAUCCACAACAUUCCUAUGCUUAUGCUUGCAAAAUCUAACAUUUUUCUCAAUGGGGAACACCAACUCUUUAGCCACAGUUGACUUAUCAAACGCAUACAAUGGAGUUCAAAACUAUGAUGUUCUCGUGGUGGGUGUGCUUACAUUUAUAUCCAAUUUUGCUGGUCCAAUAUACUGGUCCUUAGCAUCGUUACAGUUGAUUUACGAACCUGGGGUGAGUAGCUUCAGUGGUGCUUCACCUACAGACCUCACUUCGUAUCCACGACUCAAGUAUCGUGUCUUGUUGACAAAGUCCUAUUUGACUUUGUUGUUGUACACUGUUUCAGCUGCAAAUCUAGUUGCAUCGUGCAUCAAUUUACGAUUCCAUUUAUUUGUGUGGACGGUAUUUUCACCAAAGUUGUUGUAUUUCGCAAGUUGGUUGAUUUUAAUUAAUGUAUUAGUUGACUUGGUGAGUGCUGGUUUUUUGAUAUCCUUGUAG
Molecule: messenger RNA, 2679 nt
Organism: Lodderomyces theae
Lineage: Eukaryota; Fungi; Ascomycota; Pichiomycetes; Serinales; Debaryomycetaceae
Gene: GPI7
Product: mannose-ethanolamine phosphotransferase
Exons: 1
Coding region: 1-2679 (892 amino acids)
Biological process (GO): GPI anchor biosynthetic process
Cellular component (GO): endoplasmic reticulum membrane
Source: RefSeq, a predicted model, not a curated record